This is a messenger RNA of Epinephelus fuscoguttatus (brown-marbled grouper), 978 nucleotides long. RefSeq lists its product as uncharacterized. The coding region runs from base 1 to 978 and encodes 325 amino acids. Gene Ontology annotation, cellular component: membrane. Gene Ontology annotation, molecular function: G protein-coupled receptor activity. Lineage: Eukaryota; Metazoa; Chordata; Actinopteri; Perciformes; Serranidae. The record is from RefSeq and is a predicted model, not a curated record. The transcript has a single exon. Gene Ontology annotation, biological process: sensory perception of taste; G protein-coupled receptor signaling pathway.
AUGUAUGGGACGAAUAAAUUGGCCCUCUGGGUAAUGACAGGUCUUUUGGCUGUCACCACCGUCUUUUUCAAUGUCUACAUCUUCUUGACGAGUCUGUGGAACUACAAGCAGAAGAAGAAGUGGAGUCCCAGUGAAACUAUCAUCUUGGCUCUGUCGGUGGCUAGCGUGGCCCACCAGCUAGUGUGCUACUUCUGGAUGACCAUGGAUGAGGUGGACAGUAAGUGCCACAUUGCUGGGAUGCCCUACAGCAUCAUGCUGCUGGUGAUCUACAGCCUCAAGUUCACCAUCAUGUGGGACACAGGCUUUCUCACUUUCUACUACAGCACCAAGCUGGUGAACACACCCAAUCAGUGCUACACACAUAUCCAGGCUGUCAUCCUCAAGCACGUCAUCUUAGCUGUUUGUUUUAUCCCUCUGUGCGGCCUGGGCACCUGCAUGCCGAUGCUCGUGGUGUUUCACCCUGACAACUACACCGCAACGAACAGCGACUGCGGGGUUUUACUGCCCAACACCUUCUCUGGCAAGAUCUACGAAGCCACGUACCUGCUCCUCGCUGAUGUAUUGCCAGGGGUGCUCAUGGUGAAAUGCUGCAUCUCCAUCUCCGUCCACCUCGCCAUCCAUCUCCGCCACAUGAAAGCCAGCACCAACGGAGCCCAUGGGCCAAAGCUGGGCUCCCAGAUGAGAGUGAUCCAGAUGGCUUUAUCUCUGGUGGCCGUCUUCAUCCUCUUCCUCGUGAUCGACCUGUACGUCAACUACCAGAUAUCGGUGAACCAUGAGAACAUCAUUGUGCUCACAUUCUUCUUCACGUCCAUCUACACGACUGCAACGGCUAUGGUGCUAAUCUACGGGAAAAAGACAUUCUGGAAAUCUCUGAUACAUGAAUAUAAUGUCUGUCUGGAUGAAUAUCCGUGUUUGUCUUGUCUGAAGGUGCCUGAACAAAAGGAUAAACCCAGCACUCCUGCAAAAGUUAAAACUUGA